Messenger RNA from Loxodonta africana (African savanna elephant), 3676 nucleotides. It is a transcript of the gene MYCT1, whose product is annotated as MYC target 1. Gene Ontology annotation, cellular component: nucleoplasm. The record is from RefSeq and is a predicted model, not a curated record. NCBI's taxonomy places the organism in Eukaryota, Metazoa, Chordata, Mammalia, Proboscidea, Elephantidae.
UCAAGAAAAAGAGCCUCUUAUCCCAAAAGCAGUUUUGGAGGUGGCUGUGAAGAGGGUACUUAGUAAUUUAGCUGAGGAAAUGACGAGAAGGAAAUUGUUUUGUGUCUCAGGAACCAUGUGGAAUUUCAAGAUAAGAAAAAAACAGUUGCUAAUUUGAGUAUAAAAGCAGGAAACAUGAUACACUUAUUUCCUUUUAUGCAAACACAAGUGUAUGAGGGGUUGUGUGAAAAUUACUUUUCUUGCUCAACCAUAAGACAUAGAAUCAAGGUGCUUCUUUUGGACAUAUUGACUUUUCUCUUUCUUGUGGAUAUCAUGGCUAAUAACACGAGUUUAGGGAGUCCAUGGCCAGCAAACUUUUGGGAGGAUCUUAUCAUGUCCUUCACAGUGUCCACGGCAAUCGGACUUAUAAUUGGAGGAUUUUUCUGGGCUCUGUUUGUUUGCUUGUCUCGAAGAAGAGCCAGUGCCCCCAUCUCUCAGUGGAGUGCCAGCCGGCGAUCUAGGUCUUCGUGCAACCACGGACUCAACAGAACUGGAUUUUAUCGUCACAGUGGCUGUGAACGCCGAAGCAACCUCAGCCUGGCCAGUCUCACGUUCCAGCGACAAGCUUCCAUGGAACAAGCAAAUUCCUUUCCAAGAAAAUCAAGUUUCAGGGCUUCUACUUUCCAUCCCUUACUGCAAUGCCCACCACUUCCCGGAGAAACUGAAAGUCAUGUGAUGACUCUCCCUCCUUCCAGCGCCUCUCCCGGCGUCAGCGCAUCCCACAGCCUGAGUGGUCCCGAUGUCCACUGGUCCAGUAGCAACCUGCGCGUUGGCUUUUCCACGCCGCCCCCACCUGCCUACGAGUCUAUCAUAAAGGCAUUUCCAGAUUCCUGAAUAGGGUUUUUUUUUUUUUCUCCUUUGUUUCUUGUCUUUUAUUGAAAGGAAAUUAAAAAUGGGUUAAGUAGAAUUUUGAGGUCAUGGCUGAAACUACGAAGGAGUUUUGAGCUAAAUAUGCUCACACAAGUUGGAUAUUACCAUGUAUAAUACAAUUUCUUUGAACACAUUUUUGUGCAUGUCUUACUAAAAAAUAGUUUUUUCCAAAUAAGUACAUAUUUAUAUGUUUUGUAUUCGGAGCCCCUGGUGGCGCAGUGGAUAGGCGUUCAACUGCUAACCAAAGGUCGGCAGUUUGAAUACGACAGCCGCUUCUUGGAAACCCUACGGGGCAGUUCUACUCUGUGCUAUAGGGUUGCUAUGAGUUGCAAUGGACUCAGCGGCAAUGGGUUUUUAUGUUUUGUAUUCAACGUAAGGCUUAUUGAAGAUAGUGAUUCUAAUCUAACAAGCAGCUGUGAUAUAGUAUAUAUAUUUAUACUAAAAUUAAAAUGCUAGAUAUGUGCGGUUUACAGUCAUUUAUUUCUCACUGUGACUAUAAAGGGAAAAAAAUACUGUUUUCACUUUUUGUAAAAAAAAAAACAAAACAACCUACCGUACAGAAUUACAAUUUUACUUUCUUAGAAUGACAAGUGAACCAUCUGACAUCUUAUAAACUUGGGUUUUUAAUGGAUUAUGUGGGCAGAAACUGACAGAGUGUAAGAAAUCCUAGUUUCUUGAUUUCAUUGAUUUAUGACAAGGGAGGGAAUAGAGCAAAGGAAGCUGAGCUCUGGUAGUGUCAUGUUGUCGUUGUGUACCGUCGAGUCAUUUCUGACUCAUAUCAACCCCAUGUGACAGCGUAGAGCUUCCCCAUAGGGUUUCCUGGGCUGUAAUCUUUAUGAGAGCAGAUUGUGAGGUUUUUUUCCUCAUGUAGCUGCUGGCUAGGUUCGAACCGCCAACCUUAUGGUUAACAGCCAAGCACUUUACCAUUUUUUGCUACUAGGGCUCCUGCUGGUGUCAUAAAAAAAAAAAAAAAAGGGUGUCAUAGGAUACUGCAAAUUUGGAACUUAUGUUUUUUCCCAGACACAGUCUUUGUAUACUUGUCCCAAGAACUGUGAUCUAUUUCACUGAGACAAAAAAUCCUUUUACUUACUAACGUGAUGAUGUAACUUCUUCACUCUUGUGGUUGUGCUAUGUUGUUAUGAAAACAACAACAAAUCCAAAUCACUUGACCUAAAAACAAACUUUGGACUUACGUUUUUCUUAAGGGAUAAUUUUUUUUUUUAAUACAUCUAGAAACUAGGGAAGCAGUUGAUCCAGGAAUCUUCUUCAGUAACUUCAUAGAUGACAAAAGUAAAGGAGACAGUCUGCCAUUGAAAAAGAUGUUACAUUCACCAAGAAUACUCCUUCCUGGGUUGACUCUUAACCACCAGGCAUCAGCCCUUAUCUGCUUCUCUGUGAAUUCUGAACCCCAAAUCUCUGAAGAGUCUUUGUCCAAUGAUCAAACCGUGCCAUAUGGCACAGGGACAUUGGUUCAGACAUUUGUUUCAGAGGCCUACUUCUACAAGUGGCCACCGUCUUAAAGGAGGGCACAUCCCCAAAUGUGGGUGCCAGAGUUUCAGUGGCCAGAUGCGUCUUUUUCAUUUUAGGACAUGAGUUCACUAGAGUAUUACUAACAAGGUCUGUGGUUCAUUUCUGAUGUAGUGAACAUUUUGUUUAUUUCUCUGAAAACUGGGAUUUUUAGUGAAGAAAAUUUACGAGCAUUUUAGUUUCUGCAAUGCAGUGGUGGGAGCCCUGGUGGCACAGUGGUCAAGAGCUCGACUACUACUAACCAAAGGGUUGGCAGUUUGAAUCCACUAGCUGCUCCUUGGAAGCCCUAUGGAACAGCUCUACUUUGUUCUAUAGGGUCGCUAGGAAUGGGAAUUGACUCAACGGCAAAGAGUUUUUGGUAAUGCGGUGUCUGAGUUAAUAGUGUCUGGCUCAAGAAUAUAAUAAUUCUUAUGUAAUAAAAGAUUCUGGUAGCAUUUUCUUUAUUACUUUUAUUUAGCUAGUAUUAUCCAUUGUUCCUCCAAGACAGUUAUUCUCAAUGAUGUCUGUAAGUAGACGUCCUCUAAUGCAAUGUGACAGGAAGGAGGAAAGAAGGUGAGGGAGGGAGAAAAAAAAAGCUCACCAAAUAACCAAGUUAUUGUAAGUUGGUUUUUAACAAGGAAAUUUAGCAGUUUUCAUAUAGCCAAGUAAGAUUUUAAGAGAGUGUUAACUUAGUAAUCCUUUUUUCUUUAUUUGUAUAUCAUCCUUAGUGUGUAAUGUGAGGAUUAAGCCAAGUGUAUGGUUUUUAUCUAGAAUUUACAUUGGAAGUAAAAGCUGCUUUGUAUCUCUUAAAUUAGGGAAAUGAGAGCAGAAAUCUUCUGGUGUAUUUAACCAUCUGGCCAAAUCAUUACCCUCCUCUGCCCUGAGUUAUGAAAUAAUCAACAUGAUUAUCUUGUAAAUAUUGUCUAGUGCAUGAAAUGUGAAAUUAAAGCAAAAACUGGAGUUUUUUUGGGGGGGGUUGUAAUUUUUUAAAAAAAUGUUUUGUUGAUUAUGAAAUAAAAUUAAACUGAUGUCAAUGCUGGUAUACAGUUUAUGUAGUGAAUAACAAAAAUAUUCCCUCCUAAAAAGCAAGAAGGUAAGAAAUUGUAAAAUGUAGAUAUAAAUUAGGAAAAUACUUUAGAUAGAGAAAAAUUAUGUUAUUCAGGGUCUCAAACUUAUUAAAAUUAAUUGAGUAAGAAAAGUCUCCUUUUUACUGUGGAAUCAUAGCCCAAUCUAGACCAUUCUUUGUAAACUAAAAGAUUGA